GCGGCGGCUGCUUGCUGAAGCGGCGGGUGUCCAAAAAAAAGAAUAAGCCGUCUGGUCAUAAACGUUUGGGGGGGUUCAAAAAUAUUUGAAGGAAUUAACUUCAUAAAUCAUUGAUUUAUUUAUUUGGUUUCCCUCCCCUCGCCCCUCCUCCGGUCUCUUGCCCCUAAUCUAGGCUAGCGCGGCGCGGGUUCGGCCGGUUACUCUUCCCUUCCAGCCGACGAUGACGUCCAUUCACUUCGUGGUGCAUCCACUACCGGGCACCGAGGAUCAGCUCAACGACAGAUUACGAGAAGUAUCAGAAAAACUCAACAAAUUCAAUCUUAGCAGUCACCCGCCUCUGAAUGUUUUGGAACAGGCUACAAUUAAGCAAUGCGUGGUGGGACCAAACCAUGCAGCAUUUCUUCUAGAGGAUGGCCGUAUCUGUAGAAUUAGCUUUGCUGUUCAACCAGACAGAUUGGAGCUGGGAAAACCAGAUACUAGUGAUGGUUCAAAGUUGAGCAGUGGUUCAGGCACAGGAAGGACUUCCAGGCCAGGCAGGAGUAGUGAUUCCCCAUGGUUUCUGUCUGGUUCUGAUACUCUGGGCAGACUGGCAGGCAACCCCCUUGGGAGUCGUUGGAGUUCUGGAGUGAGUGGUGGGGCCUCAGGAAGAUCAUCCACGGGGACAAGGGACUCACGGAGGCAGACUAGAGUGAUACGUACUGGUCGUGAUCGAGGAUCUGGACUACUUGGAAGUCAGCCACAGCCAGUCAUACCUGCAUCGGUCAUCCCAGAGGAACUGAUCUCUCAGGCACAAGUUGUAUUACAAGGCAAAUCUAGAAGUGUUAUUAUUCGGGAACUACAGAGGACUAAUUUGGAUGUUAAUCUUGCUGUAAACAACCUACUUAGCCGUGAUGAUGAAGAUGGAGAUGAUGGUGAUGAUACAGCAAGUGAAUCAUAUUUACCUGGAGAGGAUCUUAUGUCAUUGCUGGAUGCAGAUAUCCAUUCUGCUCAUCCGAGUGUCAUCAUAGAUGCUGAUGCUAUGUUUUCUGAAGAUAUCAGCUAUUUUGGUUAUCCUUCCUUCCGUCGCUCUUCUCUAUCCAGACUAGGCUCAUCAAGAGUUCUCCUUCUUCCCUUAGAGAGAGACUCCGAUCUGUUGCGUGAACGUGAAUCAGUUUUACGUUUACGUGAAAGGAGAUGGCUUGAUGGUUCCUCAUUUGAUAAUGAAAGAGGCUCCACAAGCCGUGAAGGUGAAUCGAACUUGGAUAAGAAAAGCCUUCCUGUUCAAAGCCCUGUCUCCUUGGGAGAGGAACUGCAGUGGUGGCCUGAUCGGGAUGGUACGAAAUUUGUAGCUAUUGGAGCCUUGUAUUCUGAACUUGUGGCUGUAAGCAGUAAAGGUGAAUUAUAUCAGUGGAAAUGGAAUGAAUCUGAACCAUAUAGAAAUACACAGAAUCCUUCAGUGCACCAUCCUCGAACUGCACAGUUAAGUUUAACCAAUGAGAAAAUUGUCCUUCUGGCUGCCAAUAGCAUUAGAGCCACAGUUACUACAGAGAAUAGCAAAGUUGCCACUUGGGUGGAUGAAACAUUGUGUUCUGUAGCUUCUAAACUGGAGCACAGUGCCCAGAUUUUUCCUGAGUUGCAAGGAGAAAAGAUUGUAUCUUUGUAUUGUUGUGCCCUCUAUACAUGUGUCCAGCUAGAAAAUGGCCUCUUUUGGUGGAGGCCACAUACAGAGAGAUCAGAGUGGGACUGGGAUGGAGAAUUGAAGUGGCAGGCAACAAGAAGUUCAAAGUCAUCACUGCGGACUGAAUGCAGGGGAGUAGUGCCUUUUAGUCAACGAAAAAAGAUGCUUGAAAAGGCCAGAGCCAAAAACAAAAAGCCAAAAUCCAAUGCAGGCAUUUCCUCAAUGCCAAACAUAACAGUUGGAACACAGGUGUGUUUGAGAAAUAAUCCACUUUACCAUGCUGGAGCAGUAGCUUUUUCCAUUAGUGCUGGCAUUCCAAAAGUUGGUGUACUGAUGGAGUCGGUUUGGAAUAUGAAUGACAGCUGUCGAUUUCAGCUCCGAUCACCAGAAAGUUUGAAAAACUUAGAAAAAUUAACCAAAAGUACUGAAAAUAAAACAGAAAGCAAACAAGAGCCAGUCAAGACUGAGAUGGGACCACCACCAUCACCAGCUUCCACUUGCAGUGAUGCAUCCUCUAUUGCUAGUAGUGCAUCAUUGCCCUAUAAACGCAGACGUUCCACUCCAGCGCCCAAAGAGGAGGAAAAAGUGAAUGAAGAGCAGUGGCCACUGAGAGAAGUGGUAUUUGUUGAAGAUGUUAAAAAUGUGCCAGUGGGGAAGGUAUUGAAAGUGGAUGGUGCUUAUGUUGCUGUGAAAUUCCCUGGAACAUCUAGCAAUGUCAGUAAUCAGAGCUGUGCUAGUGCAGAUGCUGAUCCAACUUCCCUCCUGCAAGACUGUAGGCUGCUUCGAAUUGAUGAACUGCAACACUAUUAUUGGUACCAAUGGGUUCUCCAAUGGGAAUCCUCCCUAUCUAACGUGUUUGGAAAACGUGGACCAACGGAAGGCUGCCAACCAGGUCAGACUGCACGUGAGGUAUUCUGUGCCCACCCAGCAGUACCCUCACACCCGAAUCUGCAGACAGAGGUGGUGAAAACGGGUGGGACGCCAAAGAUUCCAGACUGUUUCCAACGCACUCCUAAAAAGCUUACUAUCCCAGACAAAGCAGAGAUCCUUGCAGUGAAUGUGGAUUCAAAGGGUGUUCAUACUGUGCUGAAGACGGGGAGCUGGGUGCGCUACUGUAUCUUUGACCUAGCUACGGGUAAAGCUGAACAGGAGCAUAAUUUUCCUACAAGCAGUGUUGCUUUCCUUGGUCAGAAUGAACGCAAUGUAGCGAUUUACACGGCUGGACAGGAAUCUCCCAUCAUCCUGAGGGAUGGAAAUGGCACAAUCUACCCAAUGGCUAAAGAUUGUAUGGGUGGAAUCCGUGAUCCUGACUGGUUAGAUCUUCCACCAAUUACCAGUCUUGGAAUGGGUAUUCAUUCUUUAACAAACCUUCCUGCAAAUUCAUCUAUUAAAAAGAAAGCAGCUGUCAUUGUAAUGACAGUAGAGAAGCAAGCAUUAAUGCAGCAUAUACUGAGAUGUGAUUAUGAAGCCUCCAGGCAGUACUUGAUGAAUCUUGAACAGGCUGUCUUGUUGGAACAAACACCACAAGCCCUAAAUACAUUUCUAAGCAAUCGGUGUGACGGGAAUCGUAAUGUCUUGCAUGCUUGUGUGUCUGUCUGUUUCCCCACAAGCAAUAAGGAAACUAAAGAGGAAGAAGAAGCAGAGCGCUCUGAGAGAAACACGUUUGCAGAGAGAUUAUCAGCAGUUGAGGCCAUCGCAAAUGCGAUUUCCGUGGUGUCCAGUAAUAGCAGUGGUAACAGAAGUGGACCAUCUAGCAGUCGUAGUUUAAGAUUACGUGAGAUGAUGAGGCGCUCACUACGAGCUGCGGGCUUAGGACGCCAUGAAUCUGGUGCUUCAUCCAGUGACCAUCAGGAUCCUGUCUCUCCUCCUAUUGCACCACUUAGCUGGGCACCAGAUCCACCUGCAAUUGAUCCAGAUGGUGACAUUGACUUUAUCCUGGCCCCCGCUGUUGGAUCUCUUACCACAGCAGCGUCUGGCACUGGACAGGGACCAAGCACAUCUACCAUACCAGGUCCUUCAGCUGAGCCACCUGUUGUGGAGUUAAAGGACAGAAAAGCUAAUGCUCACCUAAUCUUAAAAUUACUUUGUGAAAGUGUGGUAUUGCGACCUUAUCUUCGAGAAUUACUUUCAGCCAAGGAUGCUAGAGGAAUGACACCUUUUAUGCUUGCUGUUGGUGGAAGAGCUUAUCCAGCUGCAAUAACUAUUCUAGAAACAGCUCAGAAAAUAGCCAAAGGUGAUGUCUCGGGUGAAAAGGAAGAGGAUAUAUUUAUGAGCAUGAUUUGUCCACCAGGUACAAAUCCAGAUGACUCCCCAUUAUAUGUCCUGUGCUGCAAUGAUACUUGCAGUUUUACCUGGACUGGAGCAGAGCACAUUAACCAGGAUAUUUUUGAAUGUCGAACAUGUGGAUUAUUGGAGUCUCUGUGUUGCUGUACAGAAUGUGCAAGAGUAUGUCACAAAGGGCACGAUUGCAAGUUGAAGAGGACCUCCCCUACUGCAUAUUGUGAUUGCUGGGAAAAGUGCAAGUGCAAAACAUUGAUUGCGGGACAGAAAUCUGCACGUCUUGAUUUGCUGUAUAGACUCCUUACCACAACCAAUCUUGUGACUUUGCCAAAUAGCAGGGGUGAACAUCUGCUGUUGUUUCUAGUGCAAACUGUUGCUAGACAAACUGUAGAACAUUGUCAGUAUCGUCCACCACGAAUAAGAGAGGAUAGAAACCGGAAGACUGCAAAUGUUGAAGAUUCUGAUAUGCCUGACCAUGACUUGGAGCCCCCUCGAUUUGCUCAGCUAGCUUUGGAGCGUGUCCUUCAGGACUGGAAUGCAUUGAAAUCUAUGAUCAUGUUUGGAUCACAAGAAAGCAAGGAUCCGCUGAGUGCCAGCAGUAGGAUAGCUCAUCUGCUCCCAGAAGAGCAAGUAUACCUUUCUCAACAAAGUGGCACUAUCCGGUUGGACUGCUUCACUCAUUGUCUCAUUGUAAAGUGUACAGCUGACAUCUUACUUUUGGAUACUCUACUUGGAACACUGGUGAAGGAGCUGCAGAACAAGUACACUCCAGGGCGUCGAGAAGAAGCCAUCACAGUUACCAUGAGAUUUCUACGCUCAGUAGCAAGAGUGUUUGUCAUACUUAGUGUAGAAAUGGCUUCAUCAAAGAAAAAAAAUAAUUUCGUACCUCAACCAAUUGGCAAGUGCAAGCGGGUAUUCCAGGCACUUCUACCCUAUGCCGUAGAGGAACUCUGUAAUGUGGCGGAAUCCCUCAUAGUUCCCGUCAGAAUGGGAAUUGCACGCCCAACGGCUCCCUUUACUUUGGCAAGCACUAGUCUGGAUGCUAUGCAAGGUAGUGAAGAACUUUUCUCUGUAGAGCCACUUCCUCCAAGACAGUCCUCUGAUCAAUCCAGCAGUUCCAGCCAGUCACAAUCUUCAUACAUCAUUCGCAAUCCUCAACAGAGGCGCAUCAGUCAGUCACAGCCUGUUCGAGGAAGAGAUGAAGAGCAAGAUGACAUUGUCACAGCAGAUGUUGAAGAGGUUGAAGUAGUUGAGGGUGUAGCUGGGGAAGAUGAUCAUCAUGAUGAGCAUGAAGAACAGGGUGAAGAAAAUACUGAGGCUGAGGGGCACCAUGAUGAACAUGAUGACGACGGGAGUGAUAUGGAACUUGAUCUGUUGGCGGCAGCGGAGACUGAAAGUGAUAGUGAAAGUAACCAUAGCAACCAGGACAAUGCCAGUGGGCGCAGAAGUGUUGUCACUGCAGCUACAGCAGGGUCUGAAGCUGGUGCCAGCAGUGUUCCAGCGUUUUUCUCAGAGGAUGAUUCUCAGUCCAAUGACUCCAGUGAUUCUGACAGCAGCAGCAGUCAGAGCGAUGAUGAAGAACAGGAUACAUUUUUACAAGAUGAGCCUUUGGAGAGAACUACCAGCAGCUCUCAUGCAAACAGUGCAGCACAGGCACCACGUUCCAUGCAGUGGGCUGUACGCAGCACCCAGAACCAAAGGUCCAAUAGUACUGCUCCAUCUAGUAAUAGCACUCCUGCAGGUGGCUCAGCAGGUUUAAUUUACAUUGAUCCUUCCACUUUGCGACGCAGUGCUACAAUCAGCACCAGUGCAGCUGCAGCUGCUGCGGCUCUGGAAGCAAGCAAUUCCAGCAGUUACCUCACAUCAGCAAGCAGCCUAGCACGAGCCUACAGUAUCGUAAUACGGCAGAUAUCAGACCUCAUGGGUUUAAUCCCAAAGUAUAACCACUUGGUGUACUCUCAGAUACCAGCUGCCUUGAAAAUAACGUACCAGGAUGCCAUUAACUUGCAGAAUUACGUGGAGGAAAAGCUUAUGCCUACCUGGAACUGGAUGGUCAGCAUUAUGGAUUCCACUGAGGCUCAGUUGCGAUAUGGCUCAGCAUUAUCUUCAGCUGGAGAUCCAGGUCAUCCUAGUCAUCCUUUACAUGCUUCACAAAAUUCUGCCAGGAGAGAGAGAUUAACAGCUCGUGAAGAAGCCAGUCUGAGAACUUUGGAGGGAAGAAGGCGUGCCACCUUGUUGAAUGCCCGUCAAGGAAUGAUGUCUGCUCGUGGUGAUUUUCUCAAUUAUGCUCUUUCUCUGAUGCGUUCCCAUAAUGAUGAACAUUCUGAUGUCCUGCCAGUACUGGAUGUUUGUUCACUAAAGCAUGUAGCAUACGUAUUCCAGGCACUUAUUUAUUGGAUUAAAGCAAUGAAUCAACAGACAACACUGGAUACACCGCAACUAGAUAGAAAACGGACUCGAGAGUUGUUGGAAUUGGGUCUUGACAAUGAGGAUUCAGAACAUGAAAAUGACGAUGAUACCAAUCAAAGUUCUGGUCUCCAUGACAAAGAUGAUGAAACGCUGUCUACAGAAGCAGGGCAAAAUCAUCCAUUCUUCCGGCGUUCUGAUUCUAUGACCUUCCUUGGCUGCAUUCCACCAAAUCCAUUUGAAGUUUCUCUAGCUGAAGCAAUUCCUUUGGCAGACCAACCUCACCUGUUACAGCCCAAUGCCAGAAAAGAAGAUUUAUUUGGUCGCCCAAGUCAAGGUCUAUAUUCAUCCUUUUCUGGCCUUGGAAAAGGUAUAACUGAAGUAACUGUGGAUAGAAACUGCUUGGAGGUGCUUCCCACAAAAAUGUCUUACUCUUCAAACCUCAAGAAUGUUAUGAGUAUGCAGAAUCGACAGAGAAAGGCAGCUGAUGAGCAAGUAUUACCAGAAGAUGAAUCUGAAAAUUCACGAAUAGGACCAUCUGCUCAAGACCUUGCAGCACAACUAAAAAGUAGUUUACUAGCUGAGAUUGGGCUUACUGAAAGUGAAGGACCACCACUUACAUCAUUCAGGCCACAAUGUAGUUUCAUGGGAAUGGUGAUUUCUCAUGACAUGUUACUUGGACGCUGGCGAUUGUCUUUGGAGCUCUUUGGCAGAGUAUUUAUGGAAGAUGUCGGAGCUGAACCUGGUUCGAUCUUGACUGAACUUGGUGGGUUUGAAGUGAAAGAGUCUAAAUUCCGGAGAGAAAUGGAGAAACUAAGAAAUGCUCAAUCCAGAGAUCUAACUCUUGAGGUUGAUCGUGAUCGUGACCUCUUGAUUCAACAAACAAUGAGGCAACUGAACAAUCAUUUUGGCCGCAGAUGCACUACAACUCCAAUGACAGUGCACAGGGUGAAGGUCACUUUCAAAGAUGAGCCGGGAGAGGGUAGUGGAGUGGCUCGAAGUUUUUACACUGCAAUUGCACAAGCAUUUCUGUCCAGUGAAAAAUUACCAAAUCUGGACUGCAUACAGAAUGCUAGCAAGGGAUUACAAACUAGUCUAAUGCAGCGCUUGAGGAACCGGGAGAGGGAGCGGGAAAGAGAGAGAGAAAGGGAAAUGAGGAGAAGUGGUGGAAUGAGAGCAGGCUCUCGUCGAGAUAGAGACCGGGAAUCAAGAAGGCAACUUUCAAUAGAUACCAGACCUUUCCGACCAGCAUCAGAAGGAAAUCCUAGUGAUGAUCCAGAUCCACUACCAGCCCAUCGGCAAGCACUUGGAGAGCGGCUCUAUCCUCGAGUUCAAGCAAUGCAGCCAGCAUUUGCAAGUAAAAUUACUGGAAUGUUACUUGAAUUAUCCCCUGCACAGCUCCUGCUGCUUCUAGCUAGUGAAGACUCAUUAAGAGCAAGGGUUGAUGAGGCCAUGGAACUUAUAAUUGCACAUGGAAGGGAAAAUGGUGCUGAUAGCAUAUUGGACUUGGGAUUGCUUGAUUCAUCAGAUAAAUCUCAGCAGGACACUAGAAAACGGCAUGGCUCCAGUCGAAGUGUGGUCGACAUGGAAUUGGAUGAACCAGAUGAUGGUGAUGAUAAUGCCCCAUUAUUCUAUCAACCCGGCAAGCGAGGGUUCUACUCGCCAAGGCCUGGGAAAAACACAGAAGCACGCCUCAAUUGUUUCCGUAAUAUUGGCAGGAUAUUGGGUCUGUGUUUACUACAAAAUGAACUAUGCCCUAUAACGCUAAAUAGACAUGUUAUUAAAGUUCUGCUAGGAAGAAAAGUGAAUUGGCAUGACUUUGCUUUCUUUGAUCAUGUGAUGUAUGAAAGUUUACGGCAACUUAUCCUCGCCUCUCAGAGCCAGGAUGCAUAUGCAGUAUUUGCUGCAAUGGACCUUGCUUUUGCUAUUGAUCUUUGUAAAGAAGAAGGUGGAGGACAGGUUGAACUUGUUCCUGGUGGAGCCAAUAUUCCAGUCACUCCUUUGAAUGUUUACGAAUAUGUUAGGAAAUAUGCAGAAUACCGAAUGUUAGUGGUUGCUGAGCAGCCUCUUCAUGCUAUGCGGAAAGGAUUGCUGGAUGUCCUUCCUAAAAAUUCACUUGAAGAUCUAACAGCAGAAGAUUUUAGGCUCCUGGUCAAUGGUUGUGGAGAAGUGAAUGUCCAGAUGCUAAUUAGUUACACAUCUUUCAAUGAUGAGUCUGGGGAAAAUGCUGAAAAGUUACUACAAUUCAAGCGGUGGUUCUGGUCCAUUGUGGAGAAGAUGAGCAUGACAGAAAGACAGGAUCUGGUUUACUUCUGGACAUCAAGCCCAUCAUUACCUGCCAGUGAGGAAGGUUUCCAACCAAUGCCAUCAAUCACUAUUAGACCACCUGAUGAUCAACAUCUUCCAACUGCAAACACUUGCAUCUCACGUCUAUAUGUCCCACUUUAUUCUUCCAAACAAAUUCUCAAACAAAAACUGUUACUAGCCAUUAAGACCAAGAACUUUGGUUUUGUGUAGAGUAUAAUAAAAUGUGUGUACUGUGUGUAAUAAUAACUAGGUCCAAGUUUUGUAGAUUAAUUUUUCAUUUGUCUAUAAAAUUUAUGGAAGUUAAUGCUGUCACACACCUGGAGGUUCUGUGGUGGUGAACAUUCCUGUAUUUGGCUUAUAGCUGAAAGUCCAAACCACAGGCUGUAGUGGCUUUGACUGUAACCUUCUAGGCUUUUGGCUAUUCAGUAACCUGUUAGCCUAACCCCAGCCAAAGAUGACAGCAGAUCAUGUAUUGUUACACUGUGAUUUAUGGUCAUUAGGCCUAGGAGAACUGAAAAUGUUUUUGAAAUUUCACUGCUGCCUUUGUCGAAAGUUUGAUCAAAGGUUCUUGUAUAGGGGGAAGUAGGGGAAUUCCAAAUAAAACAAGAGAAUGCUUUACAUUUUGUGUGUGACUAUUAAACCUGAUGGGAAAAGCCCUUUUGUUUGCCUCAUCCAUUCAUCAUUGGAUAAAUUUUAAAUUAAGUAUUAUGAUUUGUUCAUUUUAAUAUUGCCGUAAGAGGUGAAAUAUAUUCUUUGUCCUUCUGCCAAGACAUGGUUAAACUGAUUUAAACUGGUACGCACUCAUUUAAUUUAUAAGGAUGUUUAGUUUUGGUAUUGACAGUACCGUUCAGUCACAAAAUGUAAAACUGAGCCUUGCUUUUGUGCAGGUUGUACAGUAUGCUUCUAUUUAUCCAAGCUACUUAAAAAAAAUCAUUGGUUUGGGUAAAAUCACUAAGUUUAACAAAUGGUUUGUUGAGGUUUCAGAUAUCAAAUUGUGUACUGUACCAAAGAGUUGGCAAACCAGUGCACAUGUAGAAAAGUGCAUUUUUAUAUAAAAAUAAAGGAAAUUUGCAUUCACUGUU
Molecule: messenger RNA, 9732 nt
Organism: Pristis pectinata (smalltooth sawfish)
Lineage: Eukaryota; Metazoa; Chordata; Chondrichthyes; Rhinopristiformes; Pristidae
Gene: ubr5
Product: ubiquitin protein ligase E3 component n-recognin 5
Exons: 61
Coding region: 221-8860 (2879 amino acids)
Biological process (GO): regulation of double-strand break repair; DNA damage response; protein polyubiquitination
Cellular component (GO): nucleus
Molecular function (GO): RNA binding; ubiquitin binding; ubiquitin-protein transferase activity
Source: RefSeq, a predicted model, not a curated record